This is a messenger RNA of Hipposideros armiger (great roundleaf bat), 3394 nucleotides long. It is a transcript of the gene ZNF467, whose product is annotated as zinc finger protein 467. Gene Ontology annotation, molecular function: DNA-binding transcription factor activity, RNA polymerase II-specific; RNA polymerase II cis-regulatory region sequence-specific DNA binding. The record is from RefSeq and is a predicted model, not a curated record. Gene Ontology annotation, biological process: regulation of transcription by RNA polymerase II. Bases 991 to 3018 code for a protein of 675 amino acids. NCBI's taxonomy places the organism in Eukaryota, Metazoa, Chordata, Mammalia, Chiroptera, Hipposideridae. The transcript has 5 exons. Gene Ontology annotation, cellular component: nucleus.
UGUGUGUGUGUGUGUGUGUGUGUGUGUGUGUGUAAUGAAGGGGUGCAUGUGUCCCAGGCCACAGCUAGACACCCUGAGCCUCUGAUAUUUCCACACUCUCAGGCCCUACCACAAAUUAACACGGGCUGUAGGCAAGCCACCCUCCCUUUCUGGGUUUCAAUUUCCUUACCAGUAAAAACAGGGGCCUCCCAGGGGUGCACUGGUGGGACUCAGGGACUCCGUGGAUACUUUGAAAUUGUGCGUGUGCACAGUUUUCUGAGGACAGUUCCAUAACUUUUAUUAGAUUUUGAAGGGGGGCCAUGACCCCACAAAAUGUUGAAGAGUCACGGGGCCAAAUGAUAGAUAUGGUCUUCCAGCCCUAAAAUUCUGACUUUAUGAUUCUCUCCGCUGUUUCCUUUCCUGCCUCCUCCCCAACCAAGCACUCUGGAAGUCCAGGGAGGUUGGACUGUGUAAAAACAGAAAUGACAUGUCCCCUUUCCUCUGUGGUCUGACUUCUUACUGGGAGCAAUUAUGUGUGGCUGCCUGGAGCCACCCUGGUCUCCUGAGAGAGUCUCCAAUGGUCCCUGUGGUCCAGAACCAGGAAGCCCAGGCAGGGGGGAAUGACAGCAAGCCUCAGGAAGGAGUGCCUGGGGUGAGAAGUGGGGGAGUAGGGGGAGGCAGGAGACAGAGGGGCCCUGGGAGCAAGGCAACCGGAUGGGAUCAUCCCAGCAUCCGUCUGGUUGGAAGGGAGCAGCAGCAGAUGCCUCAGGGGUAUCCUGGUUACAUCCUGGUUCCCAGCUGUGAGGAUACCAGGCUGGAAUGCGGCCUGGGCCUCAGAUUCUGUAACCCUCCAUCCCCUAAACCUGAUGUCCCUCCGAGCACCCCACAUAGUCACCCCACCUGGGGAGAGGAGGCUGUGGGGAACCAGAGCCUUACUAGGCAUUUCUUCUGGACCCACCAUUGCUCCCAAGGCCAAGAGAGGAUGCUGCGAGUUCCUCAUGGAGCUCUCCAAUGAGGUCCUCGGAAGGGGCACAGACACUCUGUCCACCUAUCUCACACACGCACACCCGGACACGCUCCCCCUCACGUCUCACAUGUUCACAUUCCCAUUGCAGGCGCUGGCACCCAACCCCAGCACAUUCUGUUCCCAGGGCCAUGGGCAGGCAGGACACUGACUUGCUGAAACAGGCCAUCCAGGAGGUAGAAAAGCCUUUCCCAGCUGAUUCCCAGGAGCUGUGUCCCGAGCCCCAGGAGGAGCUACCCAGGGUUGUCAUGAGAGAGACCUUGGAGGCCCUCAGCAACCUGGGAUUCUCUGUGGGACAGCCGGAGAUGGCCCCCCAAAGUGAGCCUGGGGAAGGGUCCCAUAAUGCACAGGAACAGAUGUGCCCUCCCACGGAAGAGAGAGCACUGGGCAUGUGUUCAGGGCACGAGGCCCCCAGGCCUGAGGAAGGCACCCACACUGAACAGGCUGAGGCUCCCUGCAGAGGAGGCCAGGCGCGCACCCCACGGAAGGCUGAGCCAGUAGGCUUCUGCCCAGGGCACGAGUGGAUGAUUCGGAAGGUGAAGGUGGAGAAGGAAGAACAGGAGGCAGAAGGGGAGGUCGAAUGGCCCCAGCACCUGCCAUUACUCCCUGUAUCCUUUCCCGCGCCUGACCUGGGGCCUCUGGCCGCCACGUAUAAACUGGAGCCGGGAGUCCCAGGGACACUGGGUGCGUUCGCGCUGGCCGGCUGGGUCCCGGCCUUAGAGAAGCCCUAUGGCUGCGGGGAGUGCGAGAGGCGAUUCCGGGACCAGCUGACCUUGCGGCUGCACCAGAGGCUGCACCGUGGCGAGGGCCCCUGCGCCUGUCCAGACUGCGGUCGCAGCUUCACGCAGCGCGCGCACAUGCUGCUGCACCAGCGCAGCCACCGCGGUGAGCGACCGUUCCCUUGCUCUGAGUGCGACAAGCGCUUCAGCAAGAAGGCCCACCUGACCCGCCACCUGCGCACGCACACUGGCGAGCGGCCCUAUCCGUGUGCUGAGUGCGGCAAGCGCUUCAGCCAGAAGAUUCACCUGGGGUCGCACCAGAAGACGCACACCGGCGAGCGGCCCUUCCCCUGCACCGAGUGCGAGAAGCGCUUUCGCAAAAAGACGCACCUGAUCCGCCACCAGCGCAUCCACACGGGCGAGAGGCCCUACCAGUGUGCGCAGUGCACACGCAGCUUCACGCACAAGCAGCACUUGGUGCGGCACCAAAGGGUCCACGAGUUGGCCGCCCGCGCCCCGCCCUCUCCUGACGCACCCGCUUCUCCCGGUUCCCCUGCCUCGUCUCUGACCCCGUCCCCUCCCGGGCCUAAGCCUUCCACCUGCUCCGACUGCGGCCUGAGCUUUGGCUGGAAGAAGAACCUGGCCACGCACCAGCGUCUGCACCGCAGCGAGGGGCGUCCCUUUGGGUGCGACGAGUGCGCCCUGGGUGCCACGGUGGACCCUGCCGCUGCCGAGCCCUUGGCCUGCGCGCACCGAAGCACACCGGCGCCCCAGGGCACUCCCGCGAGCGAGAGGUCCUUCUUCUGCCCGGACUGCGGGCGCGGCUUUUCCCACGGGCAGCACCUGGCACGGCACCGGCGGGUGCACACAGGCGAACGGCCUUUCGCCUGCGCGCAGUGUGGCCGUCGUUUCGGCUCGCGGCCCAAUCUAGUCGCCCAUUCUAGGGCCCACAGUGGCGCCAGGCCUUUCGCUUGUGCGCAGUGCGGUCGCCGCUUCAGCCGCAAGUCUCACCUCGGCCGCCACCAGGCAGUGCACACUGGCAGUCGGCCCCACGCCUGUGCCGUCUGCGCCCGCAGCUUCAGCUCCAAAACCAACCUGGUUCGCCACCAGGCCAUCCACACGGGCUCCCGUCCCUUCUCCUGCUCGCAGUGCGGCAAGAGCUUCAGCCGCAAGACCCACCUGGUGCGGCACCAGCGCAUCCACCGCGAAGGCGCCCACCUGGCCUCCGACGCUGACCUCCCGGCCCCAGCCUGGCCCACUCCCACGGAGGUGGCAGCGCCCCCGCUCUUCUUCUGAGCACCUUCCUUUGCCUCCUGUUGCUCCCUGGUUGGAGAGACCCAGGCCAAGUGGGUGAGAACGGUGACCCCUGGACUCCUGCAGGAUGGCCUGUAGGCCAUUUUCCUACCCUCUCCAUCUUGCUGGGGACAAGUCUGGAAAGGACAACGAACGAGCUUUGACAUUCUAUGGCCAAGACAAUGCUGAGUGAAACCUUGCUGGGAACAGUUCAGGCCUGAGUCCUUGCAAGGCUCCCACCAAGAGAACCCACCAGAGAGCAGAUCUUUUCUGGACCACCCCUGGCCAAGUUAGGAACCUCUACAGGGGGAGGGAGAGAAUGGUUAUCUGUGUACUUACUACAAUGUCAUUAAAAUCUGAAGGUUCUGGGGCUGUUAAA